UGUACUUGUAAGUAGUUGAGGGAAAACAUCUAUGUGUCACGUCCAUGUGUUCGGAUUUGGACAGCGGAUGCUAGCUGGAUUUUAAAGAUGCCAAAGAAUAAAUUCAAGAAAAAGCCAGGUUCAUCCCUUGUGGAGCGGAAGAAGGCCCUGAGGGAGGCAGCUCGGGAAGCCAAACAGGAAGAAGCCAAAUCAAGCCUGAAGGGAAAACAGAACUACUCUGUAGACCAGCUUCUGGACAAGGCAGAAGACUGCAUUGACAGGUUUGAGUUUGAAGUGGCCCAGAAGUUCUGCCAGCGAGCAUUGGAGCUGGAGCCCGAUCACAUCCGAGCCCUAGAGACUGUAGGGACGCUGCUACUGGAGGUCGGCAACACUGAUGGCGCCAAGCAGUGUUUUGGGCGGGCGGUGGAGGUGAGUCCGGAGGAGGGUCACGCCAAGUACAUGUACCUGGGCCAACUGAUGGAGGGCGCCACCGCGGUGCAGUGCUUCCAGAAAGGCAUUGAGCUGAUGGUCAAGGAGAAGGGAGAGAGGGAGGCCAAGGAGGUUGCAGCAGCAUGCCGAGGAGCGGAAGACACCACCAUCACAGACAGAGACAUCUCCAACGCCUUCUGCUCCAUCGCAGAGAUAUACAUGACAGACUCGUGUUUUGACGAAGAUGCAGAAAACAAAUGUAAAGAGAAUGUGGAGAAGGCGAUUGAGACAGACGGAGAAAACCCCGAAGCCUAUCAACUGAGAGCCAGCUUCAUGCUGUCUAAAGACAAGAAACAAGAAGCGAGAGAAGAUAUUAAGAAGAGUGUGUCGCUAUGGUUACCAAAGGUGCAAGCGCUGGAUAAAGGUGAUGUCCCUGAUGAAGAAUUUGACCCAGUUGAGACUGUUUCGCUGACCUUUGAUGCCAGAAUGGCUGCAGGGAAGAUUCUAAUUGAGGUGGAGGAAUUUGAGCUGGCGUGUGAGGUGUUGGAGUCUCUGCUGGAUGAGGAUGACGAGGUGCCGCCAGUGUGGUACAUGCUCGGCUGGGCCAACUACCUGCAGGGCCAGGACUUCAGGGAGAAUGCUAGGUACUAUCUCACCAAGGCCAACAAGGUGUAUGCCAAGGUGAAGUACGAGGAUGCUGAUCUGUUGAAGCAUAUCACAGAUUUGUUGGAGGAGCUUGGACCAGGUGAAGGUGAUGAAGAUGAUGAUGACGCUCAAAAUGGCGUCAACGACGUUGAACCAGACAGUACUGAUGAUGAGGGCGAGGCUAUGGAACACUAGACUGCAUGGCCAAUGUACACCGUUUGUUGUAUCAGAAAUGUAAUGAUAGUAAUUAAAAGAUUAUGUAAAUAUCACCAAAAUGGAUCUGUCCUGGGGGUGCUUGUAUGUGGUCCUGCCCAGAUUAUUCGUGUGGCAGUAUGUAUUGCAUGCUGUCUUGGCUUUGUAUCAUAAGCUUGACAACAACAAAACUGUUCUGGCAUGCCUUAAGGGACAGCAAUGAAAUUGGGACAGCUUUAACACCUUUUUCAGCCUUCUGUAAGUACACUGGGGGGGGCUACGGGUGGCCCAGUCGUCUAAGGCACCGCACUUCGCUGUGCAGAGUUGCGUCCCUUCGGUACGCCAGAAACCUAUGAUUGUGGCUUCGAAUCCCGGUUCGCCCCGAUUAUGUUUCUAGGUU
Haliotis rufescens (red abalone) is the source of this 1645-nucleotide messenger RNA. RefSeq names its product probable assembly chaperone of rpl4. Lineage: Eukaryota; Metazoa; Mollusca; Gastropoda; Lepetellida; Haliotidae. The record is from RefSeq and is a predicted model, not a curated record. Gene Ontology annotation, molecular function: protein binding. Gene Ontology annotation, biological process: cell division. The transcript has 11 exons. Bases 88 to 1248 code for a protein of 386 amino acids.